AUGUCUGACGAGAACGCGAACGGUACCCCCGGCGAGCAGGCUGCUCCCAACUCGGAACACCUCAACAUCAAGGUGACGGACAACAACAACGAGGUCUUCUUUAAGAUCAAGCGCACCACCAAGCUCGAGAAGCUGAUGACCGCCUUUUGCGAACGCCAGGGCAAGACCACAAGCUCUGUCCGAUUCCUCUUUGACGGGACGCGAGUUCAGCCUACGGACACACCGGAUGCGCUCGAGAUGCAAGACGGCGAUACACUCGAGGUACACCAGGAACAGGUCGGAGGAUCUUCACUUUAA
Molecule: messenger RNA, 297 nt
Organism: Fusarium venenatum
Lineage: Eukaryota; Fungi; Ascomycota; Sordariomycetes; Hypocreales; Nectriaceae
Product: ubiquitin-related domain-containing protein
Biological process (GO): protein sumoylation
Cellular component (GO): nucleus; septin ring
Molecular function (GO): ubiquitin-like protein ligase binding; protein tag activity
Source: RefSeq, a predicted model, not a curated record